GCUCGUCAGUGUUGAAGUUGGUUCAGGUUCAGUUUCAGUUACGUUUUGGCGUUUUACGGUAACGUUGCGGACAACGACAACGACAACAAGAACGAUAACAACAACAACAACAACAACAACAACAAUAUCAACAGUUAGCUCUAGAAAAUAAAUCAGCGAGCUAAACACGACAUAAAGUGCCGUUAGACGACGAAGACGACGACGAUCAAAGAUCGACGGAAAGUAAAAGCGCUAUUGGAUCCAAGAGACUCUCACACACACACACACACACAACAUGGCUGAUACCAUCAACAAGCCCAGCAUACAAAUUCGCAGCGGUCUGCCCUCCCCGCUGCCCGACAAGAGCCCCUCGCCGGCCACCAAGCUGCUGAUCAGCCACGGCAAACCCAACUUCACCAUCGCCCGUUCGCCCAGUGUGAAAGACAAUGGCAAUCCGUUGUCACCGCAGCCCAAUGCCAACAACAACUACAAUGCCUACAAAAGUGCCAACAACAACAACGUGAACAACAACAACAAAUUUGUGGUUGGCACCAAGUUCAAUGGCGUCUUUAAGCCUUCGAAUGCAGCCGCCACUUGGGCGACCAGCAAUGGCAAUGCCAAUGGAAAUGGAGCUACGGAUCAAAAUGAGGCCGCCAAGGUGGUGCUGCGUCGUCCCAAGCUGGCGGAUGUGGAGCCCGUGGCAACGACAGCGGAGGAUGAGAAUGUGCCGGAGUUUAUAAGACGCCAGCGACGCAUUCAGGAGCGUCUGGCCAAGGAGAAUGUGCUGGACUUUGAGAAUCGACGCAGUGGUUACUUUACGCAUGUUAUGAUCUCGCCGGAUUCACCGAAUCGCACCUCCUUUGUUGAGACAAUGGCCAGUCCGGCCAUUGUGCCGUCCCUUGAGAUGCCCCUGCCGGCCAGGAUUGAGGAGGAGCAGCCCCAGAUUACAAAUGGCCACAGCGAGCCGGAGGCGCGUUCCCUGCCCACCAAUGGUCAUCGGGAGGCGGAAGUGGAGUCGUCGCAAGCUGUCAGCAAUGGACAUGCCCAGGACGAUGUGGCCGCUGAGGAAGUGGCCAAGGCCAUUGAGGAGGUCAACAAGGCGGUGGCUGGCGAGGAUGAUGCGGAGACAGUGGAGACAGUCGAAGCGAAACCCCAAGUCGAAGUCGUUGUGCCCGCUGCUGUCGAGGCACAGGUGGAGGUCAUAACGCCAGUGGCUGCCGUUGAACCCGUGUCGCCUCCUGUCCAGAAUGGAGAUGCAGCUGCCAGCAAUGGCCAUGAUGAGACUAUUACCAUUUCCCAUACCAAUGGCCAUGCCAGCGAGACAGCCGAUGCCAGCGAUGCCAAGUACGGACCCGAGAAAGUCAUUCCCUUCGCGCAGAAAAUCGCCGGAGCUGAGAAUAACGAUUCCGAUUCACCAGUCAAGGUGCUGAAGGAUGAGGCUAAGUCAGCAGCCGAUGCUGAGCUGCAGGAAAUGGCGAAACUGAAGUUCGACAUUAAGAAAGAUGGCCAGGAUGAGGUGCAAGUGACGUCCGCUUUGCGUUCUACGGAAUAAGCUCAGCCGAUUCCGUUGUCCGUUCCUCGUUCGGGUUUAGUGCAAUUGUUAUUAAUCAAAAAAUAUUAAAACACUAACUAUGUAUUGUAUUUUGUGUUAGCCUCUAAGUUCAUUAUGAAAAAUGUUGCCAAAUUUAAUUUUAUGCUUCACGCAUCAGUCAGUAUCCGUAGAUACUUAUCCGCAGAUACGUAUCUGUAUCCGUAUCUGUAUCUGUAUCUUUGUACAUUCGUAGAUACAAUACGAGCCAACUGUUGAGGCGGUCUCUCGUCAGACCUGCUAUACUUAAUUAUGUUUAUUUCAAACAAUUUGCUUUAUUUAAAUAAAUUAUUAUUAUUGAAAUACUUGA
Molecule: messenger RNA, 1877 nt
Organism: Drosophila innubila
Lineage: Eukaryota; Metazoa; Arthropoda; Insecta; Diptera; Drosophilidae
Gene: hebe
Product: conserved oligomeric Golgi complex subunit 8
Exons: 2
Coding region: 275-1531 (418 amino acids)
Source: RefSeq, a predicted model, not a curated record